Molecule: messenger RNA, 288 nt
Organism: Staurois parvus
Lineage: Eukaryota; Metazoa; Chordata; Amphibia; Anura; Ranidae
Source: the annotation of a GenBank genome assembly
AUCAGCUGUGUCCAAUCACAGCUGAUCACAUGGGACAUGUACACUGAUCAUCAGGGCACUGAUGAUCAGUGUGCCCUGAUGAUCAGUGUGUCCCCAGAAGUGCCACGUGCCAGUGCCCAUCAGUGCCACAUCAAUGCCACAUAUCAGUGCAUACCAGUACACAUCAAUGCCACAUAUCUGUGCCCAUCUGAACUGCCUUUCAAUGUCACCCAUCAGUGCCAGUCAGUGCCACCUAUCAAUGCCAAUCUGUGCCACCUAUCAGUGCUGCCAAUCAGUGCCACCUAUCAG